This is a messenger RNA of Arachis stenosperma, 1075 nucleotides long. RefSeq lists its product as uncharacterized. The transcript is spliced from 2 exons. The record is from RefSeq and is a predicted model, not a curated record. NCBI's taxonomy places the organism in Eukaryota, Viridiplantae, Streptophyta, Magnoliopsida, Fabales, Fabaceae. Bases 316 to 792 code for a protein of 158 amino acids.
AAAAAAUCAAAUAAGAAAUUCAACCAACCCUAAACUGAUGCAUGAUGAUACAGCAGGAUUACUCCCAUCCUCUCAAGCCCUAGCGGCCACCUUCAUCCCCGUGCUCUCCGUUGGCCAGAGGUCGCUGUGGCCGGCCGGCAUCAUCACAGCUGCCGUCGCUCACCUCGCCGCUGUCCCUCACCGAGCUCACGUGGCUCCCACUUCUCUCCUCGCCGGUUCGCCUCUCCGGUCUCCGGCCUCUGCUUACCUCACCGUCCCUCACCUUCCUCCCUCGUCGUCUCUCUGCUAUAUGUGUGAAGGCUAAAGGGGAGGAAGAUGAAGACAAUUUCUGGAUAUUGUGUUUCGUCGAAGGAUAUUUCACUGUCGAAAGCUGCAAAAAUUCUAUCGAAGUUUGUCUCUGCUGAUAACGGUGCCUCACAUGCCAUUAAUGCAUAUCUCCACAGGGCCUCUGCUGCUUUCGGUGAGCUGAAGCAGCUCCACAAGGAGGUUAAAUCUUCCCACUCACAUAAGAAGAAGCACAAGAGACCUGGAACUGAAGAGGAUAAUGUUGACAAUGGGAGAGUGGUUGGGAGAGUGGUUGAAAAUUCUGUCGGGAAGGCCGAGCUGACCCAUGAUGGUAGUGCAGUGUCUAAGAAGUUCAAGAGGCGUCUUGAAAAGAAUGAUGAUGCGAAUGAUGAGAAAUCGACUCAAACCGCUGUUGAACUCAAUCUAGAACUUAAUGGUUCUUUAAGGGAACAUUCAGGAAAUUCUGACCGCACUGAGAAGCAUAAAAGCAAGAAGCAGAAAAUAUGAGUUCAGAGGUUGAGUUAUGUGAUCCUCCUCGUUAGAAUUUGAUGGAUUCAUAUAAACAUAGCUAUGCAAUUUUGACCAAGAAAUACUUUUGUUCUAGAUCACAACCCCAUAGAUGAAUGCUAACAGGCUACUUGGCUUCAAAGAUUGUUUAUUACCAAAAUGAUUGGAGCUUGUGUUAUGAAUUGUUUGAGAGCUCCUUUGAUGUACCCUUUGUAUGAAUAGUAGUCAUUCCAGUUCUAAAAUGUCAUUAUAGUGCAAAAUACUAAAGAGGUAUUCUGAUUUU